GCAUUUCUUUUCUUUCCUUCACCUCUCGCUCACUCGUUGUUUGUGAGGUGAGAAUUCGACGGUCGAUUUUAAACUGCUGAUACGCCGAAUCCUGGCGCUUUGUGCAUUCGAGGAUGUGCUUCUAUCGGGUCGACUGUGUUAUUUUGGUCGUGGACUCCAGCGGCGAGGACUAUCAAAGAUAUGGCUUUAACCUUACCAUUUGAUGACGCACCGAACCUUCGAAGAGUUAGGCGAUCUAAGUUUUUCUGCAGUGUCAUGCUCCGUACGGUCGUUGAGACACGUACGUACACCCCUACACCUGAUGUUUUGUCCUUGCAAUGUGACCGUGACGACGUGGUGCUGAACCAGGUGUACUUAGACUGGGCGCAUACACGCUCAUUCACGCGACGCUGUUUCGCCGCGUCGUUGACCACCUCUCAGUACUCGCAGACCUGGCAUUGCCUGGCUUUUGUGGAGAGUGCGAUUGUAAUGGUAUGUGCGAAGGUGGGCCUCUUUUACUGGAUUCUGCCUGUGUGUUGCUGGCCGACGUUUUUCUUUGUGCUUCUUUGCACUAUUUCACGCUUCUUUUGUGUCUUUCUUAGCACCUCCUCUGCGCCUUUCGACCCUUCUCUUACGUCUUUUCUCAGCUUCUCUUUUUGUGCAUUUCCAUUUCGAUACCUAAUUUGCGUACAGGUUCGACGUACUUGAUGCAAUUGAGCUACCUGAGUUUGUCUUGACGUCAGCUGUAGAUCUGGCUCAUCGUUUUAGUGCCAUCUGGUUUUUUUUUUUU
Suillus discolor is the source of this 769-nucleotide messenger RNA. RefSeq lists its product as uncharacterized. The record is from RefSeq and is a predicted model, not a curated record. NCBI's taxonomy places the organism in Eukaryota, Fungi, Basidiomycota, Agaricomycetes, Boletales, Suillaceae. The transcript is spliced from 2 exons. Bases 181 to 687 code for a protein of 168 amino acids.